Messenger RNA from Gamsiella multidivaricata, 714 nucleotides. RefSeq names its product methyltransferase-domain-containing protein. The transcript is spliced from 2 exons. The record is from RefSeq and is a predicted model, not a curated record. Gene Ontology annotation, molecular function: rRNA (adenine) methyltransferase activity. The coding region runs from base 1 to 714 and encodes 237 amino acids. Gene Ontology annotation, biological process: rRNA methylation; ribosomal large subunit biogenesis. Gene Ontology annotation, cellular component: nucleolus. NCBI's taxonomy places the organism in Eukaryota, Fungi, Mortierellomycota, Mortierellomycetes, Mortierellales, Mortierellaceae.
AUGAAGAAGACAUUGGCUGGCGGCAAAUUCCGUUUCCUCAACGAGCAGCUCUACACGACCACUGGCGAGGAGGCGUUCGAUCUCUUUCAGUCUAAACCCGAGCUUUUUGACGAAUACCACGAGGGCUUCCGAUCGCAGGUUGAGGCGUGGCCUCAGAACCCCGUUGAUAUUUUUAUUGCUCAGCUGCGACAGAUGCCCAAGGAUACGGUCAUUGCGGAUUUGGGGUGCGGUGAUGCCCAGAUCGCCAAGGAGUUGACCAAGCACAAGGUCCUGUCGUUUGAUCUGGUCGCCAAGAACGAGCGAGUGACCGCGUGUGAUAUUGCACAUCUGCCACUGGAGGACGCCUCAGUGGAUGUGGCCAUCUUCUGCCUGAGUUUGAUGGGCACGGACUUCUUGAAGUUCUUGAAGGAGGCAUUUAGGGUUCUGAAGCCCAAUGGACAACUCAAGAUUUCCGAGGUGAUCAGCCGCUUUACGGAUGUGGAUGCCUUUGUGGCCGCAUUGAAGUCACUAGGUUUUGAGCUCAAGCACUCGGAUUCUUCCAACAAGAUGUUUAUCAUGUUUGAUUUCAUCAAGCCAGACCCUAACGUCCCAAGCAGCAAGAAGAGCAAGAAAGGAAGCAAGAAGCAGAAAGUCCAGGAGGAUUCCCCGGUCGAAGAGAUCAACCCUUCAGAAGGCCCUUCAUUGCUAAAGCCAUGUAUCUACAAGAAGAGGUAG